GCGCCAUCCUGAAAGAAUGCCUUCACUGUAAAAAAAAAACAGAGCGAGCGAGAGAGAGAGAGACAGAGAGAGAGAGAGAGCGAGAGAGAGAAGAGAAGAGAAGAGAGAGAGGGAUUGCUACACAUAAACACGCAUAUCUGAUCAUUGAGUUUCAGCUUCACUCGCAGUCAGAUUGUAUUUACCCAUCUCUUGCAAACACGGUUGGUCUUUUUGACAUAGCAACUGGUUGUUGCAGUUGCAAAGUUUUUUUUUUUCUGGUUUAGGCUAAGUUGCAAAACAAACAAACAAAAAGUAAUAACAAAACUUCAAAGUGCUAAGGAGAACUGCGGAAGGUGAUCAUAGACAGUCUACCUGUAAGAAGAAACCUGUGGAUUUAACAUUGCACAUCGCUGGACUGAUACACUUCGCCUUGUUAUCAUUUUUUGUGUAUGAAAGUUUGGUAUUAGAAAUGGAAGUUAGUGCGGAUCAGCCUCGGUGGAUGAGCCACCACCACUCGGCGGUACUAAAUGGACAACACCCAGACUCUCAUCACCACGGCCUGGGUCACUCAUACAUGGACCACUCGCAAUAUCCUCUUGCAGAAGAUGUGGAUGUACUUUUUAAUAUAGAUGGACAAGGCAACCACGUCCCGUAUUAUGGAAAUUCAGUAAGAGCCGUCCAGAGGUAUCCUCCUCCGCACGGAAAUCAGGUUUGUCGCCCACCACUCAUCCAUGGUUCUCUGUCCUGGCUCGAUGGAAGCAAAGCCUUGGGGUCGCACCACAGCACUUCUCCAUGGAACUUGAGUCCCUUCCCCAAGACUUCGCUGCAUCACAGUUCCCCAGGAGCACUCUCAGUUUACCCAUCAGCUUCUUCAGCAGGCCAUUCCAGUCCUCACCUCUUCCCCUUUCCUCCAACACCCCCUAAAGACGUCUCCCCAGAUCCAGCCAUUUCUACACCAAGCUCAAGCAGUUCCGGUCGUCAGGAUGAAAAAGAGUGUAUAAAGUACCAAGUAUCCCUAGCCGAUACGAUGAAGCUGGAGUCAGCGCACUGCAGGAACAGCAUGGCAUCAAUAGGAGGGGGGGCAUCAUCAGCUCAUCACCCCAUCGCAACUUACCCAUCCUAUGUCCCUGAGUACGGCCCUGGCCUCUUCCCACCAAGUAGCCUGAUAGGUGGGUCAUCUUCUAGUUAUGGUUCCAAAACAAGACCAAAAACAAGGUCCUGUUCAGAAGGUAGAGAGUGUGUAAACUGUGGAGCAACGUCAACCCCUCUGUGGAGGAGAGAUGGCACUGGUCACUAUUUGUGUAACGCCUGCGGACUCUAUCACAAAAUGAACGGGCAGAACCGACCCCUCAUCAAACCCAAGAGAAGGCUGUCUGCAGCCAGAAGGGCAGGGACGUCUUGUGCGAACUGUCAGACCAGCACCACUACACUGUGGCGGAGAAAUGCUAAUGGGGAUCCAGUCUGUAAUGCCUGUGGGCUUUACUUCAAAUUGCACAAUAUCAAUAGACCACUGACCAUGAAAAAAGAAGGCAUCCAAACUAGAAACCGAAAGAUGUCCAGCAAAUCAAAGAAGAACAAAAAGUCCCAUGACAGUAUGGAUGACUACUCCAAGGGUUUUAUGGACAAGAGCUCAUUCAGCCCUGCUGCUCUCUCCAGACACAUGUCCUCCAUUGGUCACAUUCCUCCUUUCACUCACUCCAGUCACAUGUUGACGACACCAACGCCAAUGCACCCAACAUCAAGCUUGUCAUUCGCGCCUCAUCAUCCCUCCAGUAUGGUCUCAGCCAUGGGUUAGACUGAUUGCAAAAAAAAGUAAAGCCUUCUUUGUAUGUAUAUUUUUGAAACACAAAAUCCCAAGACUCAAAAUAUACUGCCCUCUGAAGGCUUUCAUUCCUCAGAAACAGUUGUCACUGUUUAUGGAGCUCACUGUGGUGUA
Acipenser ruthenus (sterlet) is the source of this 1915-nucleotide messenger RNA. RefSeq names its product GATA binding protein 3 (gene gata3). The transcript is spliced from 6 exons. Gene Ontology annotation, cellular component: nucleus. Gene Ontology annotation, biological process: regulation of epithelial cell differentiation; cell fate commitment; positive regulation of transcription by RNA polymerase II. Bases 449 to 1774 code for a protein of 441 amino acids. Lineage: Eukaryota; Metazoa; Chordata; Actinopteri; Acipenseriformes; Acipenseridae. The record is from RefSeq and is a predicted model, not a curated record. Gene Ontology annotation, molecular function: RNA polymerase II cis-regulatory region sequence-specific DNA binding; zinc ion binding; DNA-binding transcription factor activity, RNA polymerase II-specific.